GGCUGUGCCUGCAGUAAGAGGGAGGGACAGAGGAUCUAUUUAAGGGGCAGUCAGCCAAGAAAACAGGCUCAACCUGACAGCUGCCUGAGAACAUAGCAGGAGCCGACAUGACACAAGAUACAGCCCUAGAUAUGAAGGAUGUGGAGCUGAACGAGAUUGACCCAGAGAAGCAACCUAUGGCCGCAGGGGCCGAGGACCCUCCAGUUGGAGGAGGCAAUGAAAAAAAUGGUGUUGUUAAAGUUAAGCUGGAGGAUGAAGAUGAUUACAGCAACAGGGCCCAGAAGUUUACUGGCCUGUCCAAAGACGAGCUUCUGAAAGUGGCCGGCACCCCAGGGUGGGUGAAAGUCCGCUGGGCUCUCCUGAUCCUGUUCUGGCUAGGCUGGUUGGGAAUGCUGGCUGGGGCAGUGGUUAUCAUUGUCCAAGCCCCUCGCUGCCGUCCUUUACCUGUAAUGGAGUGGUGGAACAAGGGACCACUUUAUCAGCUAGGAGAUCCCGAGACCUUCCAAGAUUCAAAUGCCGAUGGAGUUGGUGAUAUUGCUGGUAUACAAGAGCGACUGGAUUCCCUCAGCACCCUUAAGGUGAAAGGCCUGGUGAUUGGACCCCUGCAUAUUACUUCCGCAGACAAUUUUGUAGAUACUGAUCUCAAAGUAAUUGACCUGAAAUAUGGUACACUGGAAGACUUUAAAAAGUUGCUGGAUGCAGCUCGUAAAAAGAGUAUGCAGAUCGUUUUGGAUCUCACUCCAAAUUACCUCGGUAGCGGUGCUUGGUUUAAUUACAGUGUGAAUGACCCAGAUAUAUUGGAUGGAAUAAAGGAGGCCAUGAACUUCUGGCUUGAUGUUGGUGUUGGAGGAAUUUAUUUCCGUGGAAUUGAGAACAUAGACAAUCCAGGUGAGAUUCUUGAAGAUCUGAGGAACAUCACUGCCAACCACAGCUCAGAUGGCAACGCAAGGGUGCUUCUUGCCUCAGCUACUGACCCUCACAGUGACAAAGUUCUAACAAUCCUUAAUGACACUGCCACAGGCAUGUUAACUGCACGUUACCUGAUCCACAAGGAUAACUCGAGUGACGGCUCUCUAGGAGAACGCAUCAAGCAGUACCAACAGGUUUCCAGUGACCAGGACAGGAUCUUCUGGGCGGUCAGACCACAGUUGGGACACAUGGCCUCUGCGGUUCAAGAGAAGCUGCUGCGUGUUUAUCAGCUGCUGCUUUUCACUCUUCAGGGCACACCUUUUACUUUGUAUGGGGAUGAAAUCGGGCUCAAAGACUUGCCUGGAAAACCUGCAUCCAGCUCUCCUUACAUGCAGUGGGAUGACAGCAAAAACCAUGGAUUUUCUAAAGGAUCACCAGAAAGGCACUAUAAUGGCAAUGAGAACAUCACAUUUAAGGCACAAGAGGACGACAAGGAUUCAAUACUCAAUGUGUACAAACGUUUGAGUGAGCUGCGUGGAAAAGAGCGAUCACUUCUGCAUGGAGAUUUCACACUACAUCUUCAGAAUGACAAAUCACUAGCAUAUGAGCGCAGUUGGGACCAGAAUGAAAGAUUUGUGUCCGUAUUAAACUUUGACCCAGAUGAGGAGACAACUGUAACAAUAGCACGCGAAAACCUGCCAGAACAGUGUACGGUAGUGCUGAGCUCAAACUCAGAGAGGAAGGAGGGUAGCAGUAUCUCUCUAAAGAACCUGAAGCUAGUGCCAGGCGAAGCUUUACUGCUUAAAUACCCCUACAGCGCUUAAAAAAAACCCUCCUGGAAAAAGUAGUAACUUUCACAUUCCAUAUUCUGACCCUAUUAUUCCACAUCAAGAGGCUCACAGUGUAAGGAAAUGGCUGCACGUGCGAUUUUUG
Molecule: messenger RNA, 1842 nt
Organism: Nanorana parkeri
Lineage: Eukaryota; Metazoa; Chordata; Amphibia; Anura; Dicroglossidae
Gene: SLC3A2
Product: solute carrier family 3 member 2
Exons: 10
Coding region: 108-1733 (541 amino acids)
Biological process (GO): amino acid transport; carbohydrate metabolic process
Source: RefSeq, a predicted model, not a curated record